Messenger RNA from Cylas formicarius (sweet potato weevil), 781 nucleotides. RefSeq lists its product as uncharacterized. Bases 57 to 734 code for a protein of 225 amino acids. Lineage: Eukaryota; Metazoa; Arthropoda; Insecta; Coleoptera; Brentidae. The record is from RefSeq and is a predicted model, not a curated record. The transcript has 2 exons.
UGCGUGUGUCCCAACGUAAUAAGCGAUCAGCUGUGCUAAGCGAAUCCACCAGAAAAAUGAUCGUGACCACUGCGGAUUUUGGAUUGUACAAAGACUGCAAACUUCAACGAAAUGUGUUAAAGUUUCGGUGGUACUCCGCAAUUUGUGGAAUGUCGUUCGUGUUAAUUAUGUUCGCGGUAACCAUCGGCGCCGUUGCAACUGCCAGAAAUCGAAGGAUUCCAAAAGAAACGGAUACUGCCAAUCUUAAUCGAACGGCAGAACAACUCGUCGCCUCACAGCCGAAGAGAUUUGAACGCCACAACGAUCCACGCCCCUUUAGAAUUACUUUCGGAAGUACAAAAUCUGAAGCGUUUUAUCCCCGACAUCGUCAGCGCGAGUCUUACCCUAGAAAUAUUCAGGAUAUCAUAAGACAUUCGCCUAGAAAUCGAGAAAUAGGAACAAAAUCUCAAUACGGUGAGAUGAGUUCCGAAGUUCGGAUCGGAGAUCAUUUUCGACAAUUCGUGCCCCAAAAUCCGGCUGAAAUAAACUUGAUGGCGACCGCCUGCUGGCAAUUCUACAAUCCCACGCGGAAAGAUUUCCGAAGACCCGAAAGAUUUGCGCGGGAGGAAAGAUCAUUCACGGUCACCAUGAACGUCUUUGGAAUGGACAGCUCCGCUUUGCGAUUGUUCAAAAAAGACCAGAAUCUCGUUUUGAAUUUAAAUGUCGCUCCGCUGAAAGCUCACCCGUACUCUUGAAAACCAAUGCGGAAAUUGUAAUAUGGUUUUUUGUCGCCAAAUAUAGU